UCACCCUGAGGCGCAGAGUGACAGUGUGGGCUGGAAGCAAGAACAUAAUGGUCCCAGUUAAGCCCCGCUAUUUAGAAGGGAUCACCAAAUAAAAAGCGGCGGAAUUGUAAAUUUGAGCGAGCACACUGUGACAGGCUGAACUUUCUGCGGGGAUAUUUUAAGCCAACGAUUCGCUGUCACCGUGGAAAUAAAAGAAAACUGGGGGCAUGUUUUUUUUGUUUGUUUGUUUUUGACCUAACAUGACUUUAAUCUUAAAGCCUGGCUCAAAGGAAGCAGGUGGACGCGGGGCUGUGUAGGCGCGCGUGGAGCUGUCCUUUCAGCACCACCAGCUUCAGCACCACGGCGGAUGACAGCGCCCGCCAGCCCACGCGCGUGCGAGGAAAAUGUAUUUCAGACAGCCCUUUUUUAAUUUUUUUUUAUCUGAAAGGGGGGGGUUGUGGCGAGACCGAACAUAACAGGCCGUGUUUUUCAAAAUAAUCCAACGAGGGCGCCAGUUUGGAGGCUGUGCGUAAAGUGCGUAAAGGAGAAAAAGAUGAUGAUGAGGAUGAUGAGGAUGAUGCUGUGGGAGGCUGUCAAGGUGUCCUCGGAUACAGACGUUGCUCAGUGACGUGAGAGAGAGAGAGAGGGAGGAGGAGAGCGCGUGAACUUGGGGGGAGGGGGGGGCGGCCAACAGGAGUAAGGGACGGAGAAUACCGCGUGUCGCCAUCACGGAUCCCCGCUGUCAGUCCUCACCAUUUCGGCCAGUAGUCAGGCUGAACGCGGCAGGCUCGCCCCCCACUACCCACCUGCGCUCCAUCUCAGCCCCGCCCCCCUCCUUGAGCUGUCCUCUCCGUGCACGCGCUCGGUCCUCCCCACCACCCCUCCCUCCCGCCACCACUGGGUCGAGUCGAGGAGGAGGAGGAGGAGGAAGAGGAGGAGGAGGAGGGAUGAGGCGCACGGCGGAGGGGAAAUGGCUGCCGAAAACAAGCCGGAAGGACUGAAGAAGAUAAGGAAUCCAGAGCGAACGGUCAGGAUUGCUGUUGGUUACACAGGACACACCCCUCCCAAGAAUGAUGACACUGAUGCCAACAAUGAGCCUGGGCAGUUAAAGAUCUACCUUCCGAAGAAGCUGCUGGAGUGUCUACCCAAGUGUUCCUCUCUUCCCAAGGAGCGCCAUCGCUGGAACACCAACGAGGAGAUUGCUGCAUAUCUCAUCACUUUUGAGAAGCAUGAUGAGUGGCUUACAACAUCACCAAAAACCAGGCCUCAGAAUGGCUCUAUGAUCCUCUACAACCGGAAAAAGGUGAAGUACAGGAAAGAUGGCUACUGCUGGAAGAAGAGGAAAGAUGGGAAGACCACUCGAGAAGAUCACAUGAAGCUGAAAGUCCAGGGAGUCGAGUGUCUGUAUGGCUGCUACGUCCACUCCUCCAUCAUCCCCACUUUCCAUCGUAGAUGCUAUUGGCUGCUGCAGAACCCUGACAUCGUGCUCGUGCACUACCUGAAUGUACCGGCGGUGGAUGACAGCGGGAAGCCAUGUGGUCCCGUCCUGUGCUCCAUCAACACAGAUCGGAAGGAGUGGGCCAAGUGGAGCAAGGAGGAGCUAAUAGGGCAGCUGAAGCCUAUGUGUGCUGGAAGCAGCCUGCAUCAAAAAUGUUCCAGUGUCAAGCAGCGCAUCAUCUCAUCCAAGCAGGAGUCAGGAGCAGCAGCAGGAGGGGGGACCACAUUAGGAACCAGCAUAGCGGCGGGGCAGAGAGCCGAGGAAGCAGAUGGCACAGAGGUCCAGAACAGCGACGUGUCAGAGGGUCAGACGGAGCCCAGUCCUGGGGGGGGCCGGAGCAGAGCAGCUGGAGGGGAGAGGAGGAAUGGAAGGAUAACCAAACCCUCCCUGCUCCCGCAGAGCAGCAUGGAAGUGUCAUCGUCUACCUCCACCAACCAGGUGGAGGUGCCCGACACAACCCAGAGCUCCCCGUUGUCAAUCACCAGCGACAUGGCGGACAGCCCCGCUCUGGCCAUCGGGGCCGGGUUGUCUCAGAGCACUGCUGUGUUCAUGUCCGAGGUCACCACGCUGACUGGGGAUUCGGUCUACUCCGCUGGCCACACCCACCUGCUGGCAUCCACCCAUGAGAAUGCCCCCACCGGGAUUCUGUUAGCUGUUGCCCCUGACAACCAAAGGUUUGCCUCCUUUUCUGGAGGAGUGGGGUUAGGAGAGGGAGGGGAGCUGGUCCUUUCCAGCUCUUUAGAUGCUGCAGGAGGAGUCAGCCUUCCCGAGACCACCAUGACCUUUGACCCUGACUGCUUCCUCAAUAACCCCAAGCAGGGCCAGACGUAUGGAGGAGGCGGAGGGAAGACCGAUGGGUGUAACGGUGAUGACCGGGGCCUUCACUGUUCUUCCAAUGGCUUCGUCUACAACUCGGCUCUCGUGAACAACAUCAAGACAGAAGCUGCAGCGCUAGAGCAGCCGCUGACCACUCAGAGUAGCUAUGUGGGCGAAGGAACCGGCCUGAGCCCCAGUACGACCCUGGAGCAGAUGGACUUCAGUGCUGUUAUGUCAUCAUCCUGCGUCCCGACCCUGGCCCAGCCCGCACACCACCCCUCACCAAACCUUUUCCUCCAGGCGACCCCGCAAACAAGCCAGCCCUCUCAGCUGCAGGCCAACGGCACCAAGGCAACCCAGGAGCCCGCCGAGCCCCAGUCUUACCUCGGCCUGCCCCCGGUCACCACCGAGUCCCCGGUCUCCAACGGAGACCUGCAUUCACACCUUCAUCAAGCCAGCACAGACCAGCAGGCCCUUUGUGUAAGAAAAGCAGCAGCAGUGGGGGCUUUUUCCCUCACAGCCCCGGAUCCUUCUGCUGAGGGGAGGGGGCACCAAGAAAUCGGAACCAUGGACAAACCUGCGGAGAACGGAGGAGAGCUUCUGCUAAAGGCCCAAGAUUCCCACGAUGCAUAUGCAAGCAUUGACACUGAGCAUUACCUCCAGCCAGCAGAUGACACUGGAGGAGGACAGGAGGGGGGAGGCGGUGGUGGUGGGGAAGGUGGAGGUGGAGGCGGGGGAGAAAAUGAAAUUCUGUGUAACGGGGUUAACUUGUCAGGAGCUAACAGUUCAGUGGUAGCCAGCCCUCAGUCAAUCCCCGCAGGUGGAAACAUGGAGGGGAGGCUCUACGGCUCCCAGCUGCCCCAGCAGGGCGUGGGCGUGAACGCCGCCGCAGCCGGGGCAGGAGCAGCCAUCAGUCUGGAGGGGUUUGAAGCCUCAUUUGGAAGCCAAUUCUCCGAUCUCAUCAAUGAUUUCAUCUCAGUUGAGGGCUCUGGGGGUGGAGUAGGGGCAGCGGUCUCUGGGGUUCUGAUGCCCCAGGAGGGGGCAGCAGGGGAGGAGCAAGGAAGCGGAACCGGCCACUUGCAAGCAUCCGAGGUUGAGCAGGGGGCUCUGGGAUUGCUCCAGGAGUCUGGGAGACUGUUUGGUGUGACAGACUACUCCCCAGAGUGGUCUUAUCCAGAGGGAGGGGUGAAGGUUCUGAUCACAGGUCCGUGGUUGGAGUCGAGCAGCGAGUACAGCUGUCUGUUCGACCACAUCAGCGUCCCCGCCGCACUGAUCCAGCCCGGAGUUCUGCGCUGUUACUGCCCAGCUCACGACACCGGGCUGGUGAUGCUGCAGGUGGCCAUGGGGGGUGAGGUCAUCUCCUCCUCUGUGGUGUUUGAGUAUAAAGCGCGUGACCUUCCGGCGCUGCCGUCUUCUCAACACGACUGGCUCUCCCUGGAUGAUACUCAAUUCAGGAUGUCUAUCUUGGAGCGGUUGGAGCAGAUGGAGCAGAGGAUGGCAGAGAUAUCCAAUCAGAGCCCAAGCUCAGAUGCCAUGGCAACCAAGGGCGGAGGAGUGGAAGGGGGAGGAGCCACUGAUCAGCAUUCUCAAGUCGGUCCUGAUCAGGCAACAUUCGAGGGUCGUGUUGUGGUUGUGUGUGAGAAGAUGAUGUCCCAGCCUUGUUGGACUUCUUCUAACCAGCUCAUCCACAGUAAAAACUCAAGAGGGAUGACUUUACUGCAUCUGGCUGCAGCUCAGGGCUAUGCAGGGCUCAUCCAAACACUCAUUCGCUGGCGCACAAAGCAUGCAGACAGUAUUGACCUGGAACUGGAGGUGGAUCCCCUCAACGUUGACCACUUCUCAUGCACCCCACUGAUGUGGGCGUGUGCUCUGGGCCACACGGAAGCAGCACUCGUGCUUUACCAGUGGGACCCAAGAGCUCUGGCCAUUCCUGAUUCAUUGGGACGCCUGCCACUGAACAUCGCCCGAUCCAGGGGCCACACUCGCUUGGCUGAGCUUUUGGAGCAGCUGCAACAGAGUCCUCAGCCCCAGCCAGUGGACUCUUGGAUGGGAAGAUGGAGGGAAGGAGCACAGACUGGAGGAAAAAGCAAUAGCCCUAGUCCUAAUCCAAACCCAGAACUGACAAGAAGCAGAGCAGAGAGCCAAAUGGACAACCAGAGCCAGAACUGGAGCCAAAGUGGACACAGGCCUCAACAAGGCACCCAAGGAGAACCAGGAGGUCCACCACCAACCAAGAGGCUUAAACCCAGCCCAGAGAGCCAGCAACAGUUAUCCAACUCAACUUCUGGGCCCAGUCCCAGUCUCUCCCACAUGAGCUCCUCUUCCAGUAAUAACCCCCACCCCAAGACCUCACCGUCCUCUAACCUCAGCCGUCAGAACGCACCUGUGCCCAGAUCCAACCCCAGCCAGUCUCAGCGCCCCAGUUCCCCAGUCUCCCACCUGCAGGCCAGGUUAGGAGGACUGGGAAGGGGCACCAGGUGGAGUCUAAGGCAGACGCUUGGACAACGUAGCUUAGCAAGGAGAAUUCUGGGAAAGGAACGAUUGGCCAUUCACCUGCAUCAAAGAGCGCUGUCUGACAGAGGGGGGGAGACCGAGCUGCUGUCCUAUGAGGACAACACGGAUGACCUGCAGGUGGACAUUACGAUGUUAGCUGAUCACAUUAUGGAUGCUUCAGCUGGUAGGCUUAAACAAGCGAUGGACACUGAAACAGAUACAGAGAAAGUGGAGAUCAGCAGUGACGUACGGUUACUAUCUGGUUACCUUGAUAAGGUGGAAAGGCUUUUAAAGUCCAAACACCAGACUCCUAGCCCUAAGUCAAGCUCCCUCUCUGGGUUUGCGGAUCAGCAAAGUCCCCACGUCGACCAAGCUCGGCUCUCUAACUACGAGUGGAGUCCCUUCUUCUGUGCAGCUAUGAAAGAGGAAAGGUUGAAAACCACCUCCUCCUGUCUAGCCAUGACUGAGGCUGAGCAGCGAGAGCUGUAUGUAACCAUUAGGCAUGCUCUGCACUCGCUCAGAAAAAACAAGGGUACGCUUCAGGAACAACAGAAAGAGAUUGCAGCAGUGAUUCAACACUGCUAUAAAAGAUACAAGCAGUAUGCACUUUAUAAAAGGAUGACCUUAGCGGCCAUCCUGAUCCAGAGCCGUUUCCGGAGUUUCUACGAACAGAGGAAAUUCCAACAAAGUCGUAGAGCAGCGGUCCUCAUCCAGCAAUACUACCGCUCCUACAAGCACUCCCUCAGCAGUCUUCUGACUAAAAAACAGAACCAGGCUGCUCGCAAAAUCUUGAGGUUCCUGCUCCGCUGCCGUCACAGCCCCUUGAUGGACCAUAGGCCUCUGAAACAGGGCCAGAGAGCAGAGAAAGGCCAGGGGUCCUGAAGGUCCACCCCCAGAGGCUGCCCACAGCCCUCUCAGCCUGUGAGCAGUCCAUGCACCACCACCCCUUCAACCUCCGCCUUUUCCACACUCUUGUCAAGCUCCUCUUCCCCUUCCCAACUCCCUGUCCUGCCCUCUUUUACCCUCACGCUCCCUGCCCUCUCCUUUCAAGAGGGUAAAAACUCUUCCCAGACGGACUGAGGACAGGAUAGGUGUCCAUCAUGGCAGCUCAGACAGACAGACUGCUGGACAGAGCCCGAGGACCUGGCUCUGCCCACAGCACUAAUCCUCCUCCACAGUUUCACUGGGAGGCCAUCACAUUAACCUCAUGGCAUUCUUUGCACUCUUCAUGGGUAUGUAUUUUUUCCAAGAGCAAGUUGACGAGCCAGACAAGGAAAGAGGAAAACCAACAUCCUCCGGGUUCACCGCGGCGUCUCCAUCAGAUGAAAGGCUGCGGUGGCAAACAGCUGUCUCAAGAGAAAAGGCUUUUUGACGUUGAAAAAUACACGCAGUCUGGUGUAUUUUGAGUCCAAACAGAGAUCCAUGAAAGAAUACGAAACUACAAACCAAAAAAAAAUCACUUCUAUGUUGCAUUUGCAUGCAAGAUUUUUUCGCUUAUUCCUCCUUUAUCAUCCUGUAAGGCUACAGUGGCAAAUCAUUUCAGUAUUACCCCAGGUCACCAACCGCUCCAAGGUUACUGAGAAACCUACGAAAACAGUCAUCCAAUCAAAAGGGGAGGAAGUGCACUUGAAUGUAUGUGGGGCAUUGUUAGACGAAGAGAGGCGGUCAGAAUAACGAUGUCUUAAUUUGUUACAUGGACUUUGUAUGGAGUCGUUCUCAGAGGCGGCAUUUGGCUCGCCCGCCGUGGUGUGUUCGUGUUUGUUCAAUUCAAUGCAUGUGUUUGAGCUAAGAGCUCCUGCAUGCUUGCCAAACUGCUUUAGUGUUGUUUUUUUUGUAUUUCUAUGUGUAAUUGUGUCUCACUUACGUCUUCAUUAACUUUUCCUCGCCCUGUGUAAUGUGAACUGUGUGAGGACAAAUGACUUUGGGUGCUUUUUUUAAAAAGAAAAAAAAUGUUGUUUUAAGAGUCUAAUUACUUCUGAAACCGGCUCAAGAGCAGCUUCGCUUGAGACCGGUCGCCUCCAACCCACCCACCCCCUCUUGUGAGAAAAAAUGACAUGUUUCAAUGGUUAAAUGUCUCUGUUAGUUUGUUCUGCGUGAACCUCUAAAUCCUGACUGGUUUUUGAGGAGCGAGUCACAUACCAUUGCCUUGACUUCUUCUUGAGUUCGAGAGGUCUCUAUGCUUGCUCUGUACAGGACAUGGGUCCUAUAUCUGCCCGUAUGCAGGGCGCUGGUCCCCGUAUUUGCCCAUAUUGGCGAUUUAAAUCCAUAUUUUGGACUCUUGUACAUAAACUGACGAGGUAAGGGGAUACGAGGACCCUGAAACUUUUUUCAUAAGAGGACUGUAUUUAAGAUUAAAAAUUAUUUUACUCCCAUAAUGAAAACUUUAGACAGAGACCUGGUUACACAGGAUGGCUGUAUUGCUUGUAAAUAGUGUAGAUACUGCAAACAGAGUUAUGUGCAUGAGAUUUAAAACAAAGAGACAGCAAAAAGAACAUCUUAGUGGCUAUGGACUGUGAGAGGAUUUUAACCGCUUCACUUUAAGAGUAUCCAGUGUAAGUGUUACUGAAAAGAACAUUUUGUUAAAGCAUGCAACUCAAAAAGCUAAUGUUAGAAUAAUAAGUGGGAAGACAAAGUUAGCUGAAACAGCGACCUUUCAGAUAAAACAUUUACACCUUGUGCUUUUAUUUCUUGGCUAGCAAAAAUUAAACCCUUUUUGCCAGUAGUGCCAAUUAUUAUGAAUGCUAUUUUGCCUAAUAAUACAGUAUGUUAUGAUGGGCUAACCAACAUCUAAAAGAUAUCAGUAAGAUCCACAAAGACAGCAGCACACACAGACAAAUAGUAGAAGCGAUCUAGUACUAGCUCAGUCGUAGAACUUCUGAAGUUUGUCCAAGGCUGCAGGCGGUGCGAGUUUAGAAAAUGAUUCUUCUCCGGGUGGUGGAUGUAUGAGUAUGAAAGCAACUGAUCCUAAAAGGGAAGAGGGUGCUACACUCUUUACCAAGUGGUUCCGCUUCAUCAAUCACACCUACAGCAGAUCCUGCCUGGCCUCCAGUCAAAGCUUUCCAUCUUUCAACCAGCAUGUCUCAUAUUCCACUUUUUCAUUUGAGCCUUUAUUUAUUGCCAUUAUUAUGUGACAUGUACUUCAGACUUGUGGGAAGCUCUGUUUAGAAAGUGCCUGCUCAACAGCGGAAAACUAAUAUCAGGAAAUAACUAUAUAAUGUAUGUCCUCCAAACAGUUGAUUGUUGCGUGUUUAUUUUCCUAAAUUGUGUUUAAAAAUGAACUUGCUAAAUUUCAUCGAAUUAUUAGUUUGACGCUCUAAUUUGUUUGGUGUGUAUGGAUGCCUGACAUGGACUCCCAGGACUAAUAGAGAGGAAAUUAAUAAUAGAUGCCCCACUUUACUGUGCAUUUUGCUGCAAAAUCAGAACCAUUGUGUAUUAGGCCCUAUCACAAAUCUGUUCAGUGUUGCUUUAACGGACAACGUUGUGUUUCAUUUGGUCAGAAUAUAAUUCAGCAGGCUAAAUAACCAACAUUUUCAUUUCCGUGUCUCAUCGUCUGAAAGAAACGUCCUCCCAUUCGACAAAAGAUGUACACAUUCUGGCACGCACGCUAAUGGCCACACUCUCUCUCAUAUGUCUUUGGGAACAGUGAAAUCUCUCCCUUAGAUUUUACUCAGGGUUGAAGAACAGGGAGGUGACCGGAACAACCGCUGGUGCACAAGUGUGUCGUAAAUGCCGACCGUGUGUGUUUGGGUGUGCACAUAAACGUGGAGAUGAUCCAGCUGUCUUACAAGUAUUUAGUAUGUACAGGCUUAAAUAUCAGUGUAGGUAAAUGCAUUUCUUUUGUUUUUGUUUUUCUAAAAGAGAAACAAAUAUUGACAAAUUGACUAAAGUAAAAGAAAGAAAAUGUUUUAUACAAUUAUAUGAGGAAUUUUAGCAAAAUAAGGAGCAUUA
This is a messenger RNA of Oryzias melastigma (Indian medaka), 8734 nucleotides long. RefSeq names its product calmodulin-binding transcription activator 1. Gene Ontology annotation, biological process: regulation of transcription by RNA polymerase II. Gene Ontology annotation, molecular function: protein binding; double-stranded DNA binding; transcription coregulator activity. Gene Ontology annotation, cellular component: nucleus. Lineage: Eukaryota; Metazoa; Chordata; Actinopteri; Beloniformes; Adrianichthyidae. The transcript has 22 exons. Bases 950 to 5668 code for a protein of 1572 amino acids. The record is from RefSeq and is a predicted model, not a curated record.